AUGGGAGACUCUUUGAUCAUCGCUAUAGACUUUGGGACUGCAUACAGCGGCUAUGCCUUCAGUUUAACCUCCAAAGGAGAGGAAAUUGAUCCUUAUGUGAAGGUCUGGGGUGAAGAAAAUGGCCUGGAAACCCCAAGGACUCCCAGCUGCAUCCUUUUUGAUAAACAAGAAGAGUUUGUGAGCUUUGGUUAUGUAGCCAAGAAAGAUUACCUUUCAAAAAGGGGCCAAGAAGCGAGAGACAUGUUCUUCUUUGAAUGCUUCAAGAUGGCACUCUAUGACAAAGAAAUCAAAAGAGAUCUGAUGAUCAAAGCAGCCAACGGGAAGUCGAUGAAGGCGUUGAAGGUUUUUGCAGAAACUCUGAGAUUCCUGAAGGAUGACGCUAUGGAAACCAUCAACUCCAAUGCAAAAGGGAGAAAGUUCAUUCCCUCUGACUUCACCUGUGUCCUGACGGUUCCUGCCAUCUGGGAUCCUUCAGCCAAACAGUUCAUGAGAGAAGCUGCAACCCAGGCAGGCAUUGUAUCAGAGGGAAAUGAAGAUAAACUAGUGUUUGCACUGGAAUCAGAAGCUGCUUCAGUUUGGUGUCAGAAGCUUCCAGCUGAGGGUUUUAUCACCCAGAACAUCAGCAGAAACACCCUGGAUCAGUCUCCAGGAACUCAGUACAUCAUCCUCAAUUGUGGAGAUGAAACUAUUGACAUCACUGUUCAUGAAGUCCUCGAUGGAGGAACCUUAAAGAAGCUGCACAAUGCCUCUGGAAACGACCUGGGAGGACAAAAUGUAGACAGAAAAUUUAAACAGUUCCUCAGAGAGAUAUUCUGUGAUGGAGUCUGGGAUGAAUUUGAACAAAACUACCCUAGUGAAGUUCAGAAAAUAAUGUAUUUCUUCACACUUUUCAAAAAGCGGGAUCAAGAUGUAGACAUCCCCUGCUCAUUUAACCUGGGAAGAUUGGCUCAGACUAAAAAGGAUAUUGAAAAGUUCCUUGAAGGAGUUCAAGGAGCUUCCUGGAAUGAAGGAUCGAUCAAAAUCUCCAAAGAGAAACUGAGAUCUUUCUUUGACGAGAGUCUGCAGGGGAUCGUAAAGAGUCUAGACAUUAUUUUAAGAAGAGGUUACAGAAUUGGGUACAUUCUGUUAGUCGGGGGGUACGCUGACAGCCAGAUUCUACAGAGGCGCAUUACUGAGGAGUACAUUGGUGAAUGCAACGUUCUGUGUCCAUUUAGGCCACAGGAAGCCAUCCUGAAAGGAGCUGUGAUGUUUGGGAGAAACCCAGCAGUUGUAACAUCCAGAAAAAGUGCCUUCACUUAUGGACUUGGUAUAGCUCAGAGGUUUGAUGUGUCAAAACACAGAGCAGACCAGAAAUACACAAACCAAGAUGGUGAGUGGUGUGACGAUGGUUUCAUGAAACUGGCAGAAAUUAAUGAGGAUGUUGGUUGGAACUAAAUCAAAAGCUUUAGUUUGUUUCCAACAAGCUCCACACAAAUAACCAUGAUCUAUUAUUUGUAUCGU
Messenger RNA from Poecilia reticulata (guppy), 1500 nucleotides. Its product is annotated as heat shock 70 kDa protein 12A-like. Lineage: Eukaryota; Metazoa; Chordata; Actinopteri; Cyprinodontiformes; Poeciliidae. The record is from RefSeq and is a predicted model, not a curated record. Gene Ontology annotation, molecular function: ATP binding; ATP-dependent protein folding chaperone.